Molecule: messenger RNA, 255 nt
Organism: Protopolystoma xenopodis
Lineage: Eukaryota; Metazoa; Platyhelminthes; Monogenea; Polystomatidea; Polystomatidae
Source: the annotation of a GenBank genome assembly
AUGCCAAAAUUUCCAGAAUUAGAUGAUGCCAUUGUCUUGACGAUUUGUUGGCCAGGCUCUCCAGUCUCCAUGGCGCAUAACGAUGCUGUCCCCGAGAACGGCACCACUACACUGCGCUGUGCUGUUUUGUGUCAGCUGAAAUGGGCUUUCUGCCGGGAGUCGAACCGUCAACUGGUAGGUCUCGAAGGUCAAGAAAAGGUCAAUCGACUGGCUCGAAGGGUUGCAUGGGCCGUUGCCGAGACCGACAUUCUUUGA